AUGCCCCAUGACCAUGCCGGGUCCAAAAUAGAGGUCACCUACUCGCUGCCCCCGGAGAGGGACGACGGGUAUCGACGCGGCCCCAGCAAGGUGUACGCCAAGGUUCCCCAGGGGACCGUGGCGACGACCGUCGCCUCGGACUGGCUCGCAAACGAGCUGGCCGAGUAUGGAGAGAUUGAUGCGGCAUGCCGCGACAGAUUUGUGAUGCACCUGAUGACGGCCGCCGGCGCCUCGGCGCCGGCCGACGCCGUGUUCAGGUUCACAGCCGGCGAGGCGAUGCAGACCUCUCGCCCGACCUCCGCGUCGGGCGAGGACGACGACGAGGACACCGGCUCCGAGGAGUCUUCCGACGACAGGGCGUCCGACUAG
Emiliania huxleyi CCMP1516 is the source of this 369-nucleotide messenger RNA. RefSeq lists its product as hypothetical. Lineage: Eukaryota; Haptophyta; Isochrysidales; Noelaerhabdaceae. The record is from RefSeq and is a predicted model, not a curated record. The transcript has 2 exons. The coding region runs from base 1 to 369 and encodes 122 amino acids.